AUGUCAGCAGAACAACUCCAGGCCCUUUGUUCGGGCGCUUUUACCGCCUGUGAUAUCUCCGAUGCCCUCUUGAAGCUGAAAGUUCCGCACGCCGGAUUCCUAGUGGAUAUCGACCUCAAGCAUGCAGGUUCCACCCGAGGCUUCGUAGCGGCACCGGCGACGACAGUCCUCUUCGCGCUCAAGGCAUCCACCGAGCCGCCAUCGAUAUCCGGUCACUUUGCGGACAAUGCCAGCGCCCCCGGCACAAUUGCCGUUCUUUCCGCACCGGCGGGGACUCGGUGCGCAGUCCUCGGCGGAUUGGUUGCUGCCCGGCUAGCGAAGCGCGGGGUGCGUGGUGUUGUUGUCGGCGGCAGGGUGCGUGAUCUGUCAGAGAUGGAGCUCGGCGAUGAGUGGCAAGUUUGGGCGCAGGGAACAAGUACGGUCGGUGCUGGUGCAGAGACUAGGUGUGUGGGUAUUGAUGUGGAUAUUGAGGUUGCGGGUGUCAUGGUGAAAGCGGAAGAUAUUGUUGUGAUGGACCAAACCGCUGGUGGGGUGGUGGUUAUUCCCAAGGACAAGGUGGCGGAGGUUUUGGAGCUUAUGCCGAAGGCCGUCGAGGCGGAUAUGUUGGUGGGGGAGGAUGUUCAGGCGGGAAUGGAACUUGGAGCUUCUAUGAAGUCACGAAGAGGAUAA
This is a messenger RNA of Tricharina praecox, 669 nucleotides long. Its product is annotated as ribonuclease E inhibitor RraA/Dimethylmenaquinone methyltransferase. The transcript is spliced from 2 exons. NCBI's taxonomy places the organism in Eukaryota, Fungi, Ascomycota, Pezizomycetes, Pezizales, Pyronemataceae. Bases 1 to 669 code for a protein of 222 amino acids. The record is from RefSeq and is a predicted model, not a curated record.